This is a messenger RNA of Paramecium pentaurelia, 874 nucleotides long. The record is from the annotation of a GenBank genome assembly. Lineage: Eukaryota; Ciliophora; Oligohymenophorea; Peniculida; Parameciidae.
AUGAUUAAUAAAGAUAGUCGAAGUGGCAUGUAUAUUUCUUCAUCUAAUGAUUUGUAAAAAGAUGAAGAUUUAUUUAUACCCAAAGAUAAUUAAUAAAGGGAGGAUAUGAAAUAAGAAUACUUACUAGGAUAAACAUAAAGUUAAUUGUCAUCAGCUGAAUAAAUAGAAGAUAUUCCUGUACCAAGAUUAACCCUAUUUGUGUAUUGAUUAGAAUAAUUUGAAUAGUUCGUAAAUGUCCCUUGAAGAAAAUCAAAUUUAAUACAAAAAGUAAAUGUCAAUAGAAGCAUAAAGUCCAAUUAAAUAUUCACCCUAAAAGAAAUAGUAAAAGCAAGUAGAAUAAGAUGGAUAAGAAAUAAAAUAAUUGGAUAUAUAGGAAAUACCAAUUAUACCAUAGAUUCAAACAAGAAGAAAAAUGAAUAAAAUAAAUUAUAAUGUUGAUAAUUCUCCUGUGGAAUAAGAUGAAAUGAAACCUUGUCAUUGUACAAAAACUCAUUGUUUAUAAUUAUAUUGUUCAUGUUUUCAUAAUAGACGUCAAUGUAUAAGUGAAUGUAAGUGUAAUGAUUGUUAUAAUGAUGGAAAACAUGAGGAAGAUGUAUUGAAGGCAGUUGAAUAAAUUAAGAUGAAAGAAUAAAGAGCAUCACAUCAUGAUUUAGAUUCUUUUGAUACAAAAUAAGUAUGGGGAUGUAAAUGCAAGAAAACUAAAUGUAUAAAAGGUUAUUGUGAAUGUUUUAUUAGGGGAAAAAAGUGUACAUCACAUUGUUAAUGUACAGAAUGUGAAAAUAGAAGAUAACCUUAAAAGAAAUAAAAAAAAAUAAUAAAAUAAAAUAAUUAGAUUAAUAAAAAGAUAAAGAAAAAAACAUAAGUUCAAUUUUGA